Molecule: messenger RNA, 3479 nt
Organism: Elgaria multicarinata webbii
Lineage: Eukaryota; Metazoa; Chordata; Lepidosauria; Squamata; Anguidae
Gene: TNFRSF14
Product: TNF receptor superfamily member 14
Exons: 8
Coding region: 162-989 (275 amino acids)
Biological process (GO): positive regulation of cytokine production involved in immune response; positive regulation of peptidyl-tyrosine phosphorylation; signal transduction
Cellular component (GO): external side of plasma membrane; membrane
Molecular function (GO): protein binding; transmembrane signaling receptor activity
Source: RefSeq, a predicted model, not a curated record
CUUUCGGUGUUGCGCUCCCUGGUUCUGCAGCAGCGAGCCGGAGCUGCCUGCGCUUCCCCCUUCCUGGCUCCCUUCGGCCGGAGCCGGAGAGGCCCUGGGAGGGAGGCCAAUGCCCGGCCGUGGCAGAGCCCCGCCGCGACCUCCACCCGUCCGCUGGCUCUAUGGACUUCGGGACCUUGCUGGAGGCCUUUAUCGGGACCAUGUACCUGGUUUUUCACCUUUUCCUUGCAACGCAGCUGCUGCUCCACCAGGAAGCAUUUGCCUGCGAAGACUGGGAGUAUGAAAUCAAGCGUGUAUGCUGCCGCACGUGUGGGAUAGGAUACCGAGUCUUAAAACACUGCACCCCCAACUCAAGUACAACGUGCAUUCCUUGUACGAAUGGGACGUACACAGAACAUCCCAAUGGACUGAAAAAUUGCUUUAGCUGUCGUGUAUGCGAUUCAGGAAUCCAGCUGCAAGUUAAAGAGCAAUGCAGCUAUACCAAGAACACGGUGUGCGUCUGCCGAGGAGAUUACUUCUGCGCUCUUCUCAAUGACCAGGGAUCCUGCGAGCACUGUGAGAAACACACGGUCGCCCCACCUGGUACCCGGGUUACAGAGCCUGGCACAGAAAUCAAGGACACCAAGUUCGAACCUUGCCCACCUGGAACUUUUUCAGAGACCGAGAUGUCGUCCUCCUGCAAGUCUUGGAUCAAUUGCAGUCAGGAAGGCAAGAGAGAAGUUCAAGCUGGAAGCUCAACAUCUGAUGCCGUCUGCGAGCCUCACAGUCCGGCUCCAGGGAGCACAACAAUAUUAUCGGCCAUUCUCGUUCCGCUUCUCGUUGUCUGUAUUAUUGGUGGCAUACUAAUAUGGAAGAGGAAAAAGGGGAAUAUAAAGGGUGCUGCUAGAGAACAGGAACGUUUCCCCGUUCAAGAGAAUGGCCACUACAUGAUGGCACCUAUGCAAGAAACUACUCAAAACCUUGGAGAACCAACUUUCAGGGUUGCUUGAGAAACUAAAACUCUUGGUUGGGAAUGCAUCAGCAUGGAUAAGACUUCUGUAAUGGUUCCCCUUCAGUAGACAUGAAACACUCUCCUUUCCUGAACAUCUUGGUGUACUACUUGAAGCAGCAAUUCCUGUGCAUGGCUAGAGAGAAGAAGUGGAAGAAGGUGGAAAUGCAGGAGGAAGGUCAAGAGGAAGGCGUAAGAGAGGACAUUUCUGGUGGGAAAGGACAAGAGAGGUUGAAUGCUUUGGACACAGGAGGUUCACUACAAAAAUAAAAGGAAAUACUCCCCAUGGUCUUUAACGAAGGGGGUUGAUCUGAACUGAACCCUUGACAAAUCAUGACUGUACUGGAGACCAGCCACCAGGGUGCUGUGCACUCUGCCAAUGUAACCCAGAUGCCCAGGCGAUGGGACCGCAAGGCAAGUCGUGUCGGGAGCUGCUGUCUGCUGAGAGGCCUACCAGAAAGGCUUUCAAGCUGGUCAGAAAUGGGCCAGAGAGAUCCGUGCUGCAUCUGUUCAAGGCUGAUGCCUGGAGGGGGUACUGGUGAAGGUCAGCUGGAGUCCAGGCUAGCUCAGAGCGUGCAAGAGUGCAGUCAGGUCAUUGGAGAGCAGAGACAGCACCCACCUGGACACCAGGAACUCGUGGUCCAGCAAUGUUGAUCCAGCAAUAGCCUAGAAGAGGGGUGGGGAGCCUUUUUUUAAUGUUGACAACUGGAUUCCCUUGUGGGUAAUCCCUGAAGGACUGCAUGCCAGCAGUGGGCAGCAUCUGGGGCUGGAAGGAGUCCCCUUUGACUUAAGGGGAUGCCUCUCCAUGAAGAUUGGGAGGGGCUGGUUACAUGCACUGCAUUGACAUCAUUUGGAGGCAUGGUCAGGCUGAGGCAAGCAGAUGAUAACACCACCCAGGUAGGUAAGUUGAGCUAGGUAUGGCAGGUAAGGGAGGACAUUUCUGGUGGGAAAGGACAAGAGAGGUUGAAUGCUCAGGUUGGGCUUGAGCAAGUCAUAGCUCAGAUUGAGGCGGAAGGCCAGGAUCAGAAGCUUUAUGGGACUGGCUGGAACCCAGUUGUCCUCUUAAGUCACAUUACACCCUUCUGAGCCGGAUGCUGCAGUACCACUCUCUGGCCAGCUUCAGUGAUGGUGCUGUGGAGUAGUGGAACUACAGUGGAGCACAAAAGCUGGACAUCAGGAAAAACGUCCUGACGUUAGAGCAGUACAACAAUGGAACCAGUUACCUAGGGAGGUUGUGGGCUCUCCCACACUAGAGGACUUCAAGAGAGGCAGCUGGACAACCCUCUGUCAGGGAUGCUUUGGGGUGGAUUCCUGCAUUGAGCAGGGGGUUGGACUCGAUGGCCUUGUAGGCCCCUUCCAACUCUGCUAUUCUAUGAUUCUAUGAAAGCAAGCCAUUGAGGCAGAAGGUGAGGCAUCUGGAUAUCACCUCCAAAGACUCAAAUUCAAGACCCCAAAGCCUUGGGAUUCCUGAUCACAUGCAUUCCCUAAGAACACAGGGACCUCUGGAAGGGCAUAACAUAGUUUCCGUUGAUUAGCUGCAAAUAAGGAUGUGUAAGAAUUUCAUUUCACUUCGCAAAUGAUUCAAAUGCUGUAUUCACAACCCCAAACAAACGGGAGCACGUUCUCCAAUAACGUCCACAAAUUCCCAGACCUGCAUCCAUGUUUGCAAAAUGCACAUGUUACAGAUGCACACUUUUUGAAGAUUUAAUGGAGGAAAGUGUGCAUGUUUAAAAAUUCACACUUCAAAUCGUGCAUUUUUAAAGUUGUGCAUCUUUUAAAAAUCCACAUUUUCAUCCUUGGGUCAAGGAUGGGGCGGGGACACAUGCACACACUUCUGAAAAAAUGUUCAGUGUUCCCAUUUGAACAACCCCCCCCCCCCAAAAAAAAAAACAGGUUGCAACUCAGAAUGGGAGAGAGCUGAACCAAGUUUGGAGAAUUCCAGCAGGCAGAAGCGUCCCUGGCUCUCUCAUCCCCAGCUGCAAAUAUAUUAUGGGAGAAAUUGUCAUUGAAAGGUAACCAACUAAGGGUCAAAGCACAAGUUAUGUUAAAGACGUCAAUAGAAGCUAAGUCUUCCUUUUUUAUUUACAGUUGGGGGUUUGGCACAGUGUCCAAUCUUUUUAUGGACCCCCCCCCCCCCCAGCUUCGGAAGGGGAGUUUAAUACUUUCCUCCACAAAUCACACACACACACACGGCUAUGGAGCUUAGAGGAUCACAAUAAGAAGGGAAGUAUUAAACUUCCUGCAUGGGGGGAGGGGGUUAGCUAUAAAAAUAGGACAUCCUCUCCCCAACUGUAAGAAAGGAAAAGAUGAGGCUGCCAAUGAGUUUUGACCCUAAAUGUGACCCUAAAGACGUGAUGAGAUUUAUCAGGCCUGCACCUACCAUCUGUACUUGUCUAUAAUUCCAAACUAUUCAUUAUUUAUACUGCCACGUUCCGUAGAUUCAUGCAGUUCUACUGUGUAUAAAUAAAACCUGUAUUUUUACCCUGCUAAA